Messenger RNA from Protopolystoma xenopodis, 181 nucleotides. The record is from the annotation of a GenBank genome assembly. NCBI's taxonomy places the organism in Eukaryota, Metazoa, Platyhelminthes, Monogenea, Polystomatidea, Polystomatidae.
GAUCGCAGUAUUGCUGUCUGGGAUAUGGGACCGAGUCCGAAAGAAAUCCAAUUGCGUCAGGUGUUGGUUGGCCACAGGGCGGCCGUCAAUGUUGUUGAUUUUGAUGAUAAGUAUAUUGUCUCGGCAAGUGGCGACCGAACUAUCAAGCAUACUUACCUCAAACACUCAUAACGAACUUUAA